UUACACAUAAAUAAUUAGGCACUUAAUUUUAUUAUUGAUUUUCGUUUUUAAACAGUUACUUUUUUCCAGUGGGAGUACGAAGAAUAUUGAGUUGGAGACUUUGAAAUAUACGUAGCUCGGAGUGUCGGACAUACCUGACAGUAGUAACAGUAAACUUCGUGACGGACAACUUCGAGUACCCUGGAUUGUACGCUGACAACAUUACUGUACCUUGGAUGUUGGAUCGAAAAAAAUAAUUCUUCACUUCCCAGCCAUGCCUGCUCCGCAGCGCUGCGAACCCCUGGAGCAGAUUUUUUGCAAGCAGUGUCAGAAAUGGACGAGUCUUCCCUGUUCUUCGCACGCCAAACGCGUCCGAGAUGCCCCUGUGUUCCCGUAUUCCGUGGCCAGUCUUCCGCCGAUUUUGUAUUUGGACGUACCUCAGCAUGGCCGGGCUGGUAAAGCCGUUUUCGCCAAAGAAGCGAUUCCGCCUCUGACAGUUUUUGGACCAUUAAUCAGUAAAUUCACUACAACGAGACCAGCGAACGUUGCAUUCGCCUGCGGGAGUGCGACAAUGAAAGAACUGCAUUAUUUCCAGCUGGAAUCGGAUCAGACGACCAACUGGAUGAAAUUUGUCAGAUUUGCACAGACUGCGAAGGAACAAAAUUUAGCUGCAUACGAAGUACAAGAAAGGUCUCCGCUGCUGUCGGGUCCGGAUGCUGUUUUCCCUACGCAAAAACACGUGAUAUUCGUUACGACGAGAAUGAUUCGGCCUGGGGAAGAACUGAAGGUGGCCUAUUCCCUGAUUUAUUCCCAAGCGAUCGGCUGUCCCGUUUCCCCGAAGUCUCAAGUUUCUCAACAGACCGGUAAAAAAACAACGCCAGCUAGUCACUCUGAUGGACAGGAUCAUCCAGAUUCUUCAUCCGUUUUCCUGCUUCUCACGGGACCACCCCUCCUACCAAGUGUAGCACAGAGCGCGGCAGAUGACACAGUUAACACACUGCAUCAGGAUCCGGUCCGGAACGUUAAGAAACGACAUUUGCCACAGAAUCACAGUAGACCGCGGUCCCCAUCGAAUGAAAACGUUGUGUCCCUCACAGAUAAGGAAAACCAUACCAGCCAGAUUUCCAUAAUCUCAGACGCGAUGACGGGGAAACGCAGAAAGCUAUCGGAGGAAUCUAUGGACAUGCCCAAUUUCUUGCCGCCUGAUGAAGUCACCGGAAAUUUGCUGGAGGAUUUAGGAUGUGCUAACGCGUGCGGUGUAAGCGCUCUCGCAACGUCGGAUGACCUAGUUGAACCGCAGUUUGUCGCAGUACUCGCCGCUGCCGAUGUUGGGGAAUUCCAUGCCGCUGGGAACGAAAACAUAGAGGAGGAAAUGCCGGAGUUGGAGGUGCCAGUUUUCUCGGAAGACAGUGGCGGAUCCAGCCAGGCGAUGGAAAUUGCGUUACAAAAUAGUCCCGUCGAAGCAUUAGAUGCAUUGAUAGAGAAAAUGAACAGUCUGAAGUCGAGAACCCAUCUCGGACUGCGCAAAACCGGAAUGUGUUUGGUCUGCGGGGCACGAGUGGCGGAUCUGCCCGGCCAUCUGGACAAGAUGCAUACCGAUGAAAACAUCCAAGCUGUGGAUGAUGCGUGUUUCAUCUGUCACAAGAAGUUCAAGAAUCGCUUGGCGUUGGAGAAUCAUUUCAAGAAGGUUCAUCGCGCAAAGGCGGCCGUGCCCGACGCAGCCAGCCAAGCAACGGCUCUGGAAUUUAUGUGCCGAACGGGAUAUUUAAACUACCGCUGCUCCGAAUGCCGGGCCGUGUUUCCAAAUCGAAAACUUCUGGAUCUGCAUGGCUUUAAGCAUAGUCCAGACCAUCUGAUGGAUCAGCAACAACGCCACUGCUCAGAAUGCCCGUAUAUAGCCACGGGAGUUGUCGAUCUCGUGGAGCACAUUGGGCAGCAUGCUUUCUCGCGCAUGACAACACGGCAUUGGUGCCUGCUGUGCGGUGUCACAACCCGCACCACAACACGCAAACACAUGUUUCAAAAGCAUCCGGAAGCCAUGAAGACGAUCAUGGAAGCAUGGCACUACCAGUGCCCGGAGUGCCGUGAAAAGUUCGCCGACAAUUCCGAUCUCAGCGCCCAUGUGUGGAGGGCUCACAAAGGCUGGCAGUGUGUCUACUGCGGAUAUCAUGAGCUCCGGGGGUGGUCGGAUUUCCACGAGCACGCCUCAGCGCACAUGAUGGACCAGUCAUUUCCGUGCCUGGUUUGUAAGGAAUCGUUUCCGGAGUAUCAUCGCCUGUGCAUCCAUAUCCGGGAUUGUCACGAAACCGAACCCCUCCAACAUUCGGAUGUGGUGGCGGUAUCCGAUUCCGCGGCUUCGGCUGCUAAUCCCGCGAUAGUCGAACGCGCCAUCGAGCACAUGCGUACGACGCAAAAGUUCUCCUGCUACUGCGAUAAAUGUGAUCGGCAUUUCGCCAGCUUCGAACUCCUCGAUCUGCACACACUGGGGCACAGUGAGCCGAACGAACCGCAAGACGAUCCGCGUCGGAAUUGUCCCGUCUGCCCGUUCCACGGGGCGAGUUUUGCGGAAUUGGUGCAUCAUACAUCAGAGCACCGUCUCGGAAAGAGAGACUCGCGGCCCUGUCUGAUCUGUGGGCAGAAUGUCGUCGGCAUGCGCGGUCACAUCUCCGAAAAGCACCCCGAUGUGUUGCAGCGAAUUACGGAGACCUGGCAGUAUCAGUGUCCGGAGUGUGGAGAGCGGUUCCCGAGGCGCGGGCCGCUAACGUUCCACACCAAGGUCAAACAUACGGGCUUGCAGUGCCGGUACUGCGCCAGGAUGUUUUCUGCUCCUUCGGUCCUUAGCUUCCAUGUCGUGGAGCACAGUGUGAACGGGGAAUAUCCGUGUCCAGUGUGCGAGAAGAUCCUGCCCACGUAUACACUACUCAACGUGCAUUAUCAGGCGUGCCACGAUGCGACGCGGCUCAAGACGUGCAGUGUGUGUCAGACCACCUGUUUUGGACAGGACAAGUUGGAUGAGCAUAUGGAGUCGUGCCACAGUAAAACCGGCGAAAGGGAUACAAAUACAGCGGCAAGCAACGCCACACCACGUGUCUGUGAAUUUUGUGGAGAGCACUUCAAAACGUAUCAAGUGCUAUACAGUCACCGGCUUAUCGCGCAUCUGGGGAAGGAGGAGAAAAAGCCACCCAGCGUGUGUUUGCCGUGCGACCAGUGUGGCAAGAGUUUUGACAAUAAGGACCGUUUGUGUCGUCAUGUGCGGUGGGUGCAUAUGGGGCAAGCCAAGGAGACGUACGCCCGGAAGCUUGCGGAACGGAAAGCGGCCGGUGUACCCAGCAAGCCCACGCCGCCACCACGGAUUUCCAUGGAUUUGGCGGAUUUCAAGUAUAAGUGCGAGGAAUGCCAGGUGGCCUUUAUGCGGCAGUUUGCGCUGACGAAACACAACGAGUCCCGGCAUCCGGAGACGCUUCAGCACCUGAGCUGCAGUUAAUUCUGUCGGAUUUUUGAGUGCAUAGUUCAGCUUAAUCUCCCGUGCAUUGGUUAGGCAAGAAAUAACCGCAUUAUUUAAUGUACAGUGUCCUAUGGAGAUUGUGCACUGCCGUCAUGCAUGUGCUAUUUUUAUCGUUGGCCUAAAAAGCUGGUUUGAUAAAAUUAUGAGCCAUGGAUGUCCUUGUUCCGACUGAAAAUCGUGUUCAAAUAUUUGUUGCUUUACUUUUUUACAUGUUGAUAUAUUGUGGCAGACUUGUGAUCAUGGGGGUUUGGUCUGCUCAGAAUUAAUAAGCAAUAAACGAAACUAC
Paramacrobiotus metropolitanus is the source of this 3770-nucleotide messenger RNA. Its product is annotated as zinc finger protein Xfin-like. The record is from RefSeq and is a predicted model, not a curated record. Gene Ontology annotation, molecular function: RNA polymerase II cis-regulatory region sequence-specific DNA binding; histone deacetylase binding; DNA-binding transcription factor activity. The coding region runs from base 254 to 3463 and encodes 1069 amino acids. Gene Ontology annotation, biological process: regulation of transcription by RNA polymerase II; cell fate commitment. The transcript is spliced from 7 exons. Gene Ontology annotation, cellular component: cytoplasm; nucleus. Lineage: Eukaryota; Metazoa; Tardigrada; Eutardigrada; Parachela; Macrobiotidae.